Molecule: messenger RNA, 2228 nt
Organism: Elgaria multicarinata webbii
Lineage: Eukaryota; Metazoa; Chordata; Lepidosauria; Squamata; Anguidae
Gene: HSPA12B
Product: heat shock protein family A (Hsp70) member 12B
Exons: 13
Coding region: 55-2103 (682 amino acids)
Source: RefSeq, a predicted model, not a curated record
CUCUGGGUAGGACCGUCCGCCUGCAAGCCUAAGAGCCAGAAAGGUGAUGUGAAGAUGUCCACACUCCUCGAACCUGCGAUGCACACCCUCCAGAUCGGUACAAACGGUGAACGGUCCCGCACUCCGUCUCCGCCAAGGUCUCCUGGACUCCACAACGAAAGUUGCAGCAUUGCUCCCCUCACUCCAUCUCCGUCACCGAGGAAUGAAAUCCGGACCUGCCGAUCCACGCCCUUCUCCGUGGUGGUGGCCAUUGACUUUGGCACAACCUCCAGCGGCUAUGCCUUCAGUUUCACCAGUGACCCUGAGGCCAUCCACAUGAUGAGGAAAUGGGAAGGGGGCGAUCCUGGAGUCGCCCACCAGAAGACGCCCACCAGCCUGCUCCUGACCCCGGAAGGCACUUUCCACAGCUUCGGUUACACGGCCAGGGAUUAUUAUCACGACCUCGACCCGGAGGAGGCCCGCGACUGGCUGUACUUUGAAAAGUUUAAAAUGAAGAUCCACAGCACCAGUGACUUGACCAUGAAAACCGAACUGGAAGCAGUGAAUGGGAAGAAGGUGCAGGCCCUGGAAGUCUUUGCCCAGGCUCUCCGCUUCUUCAAACAACAAGCUGUACAGGAACUCAAGGACCAGUGCCCAGUGUUGCCGGAGAAAGAUGCCAUCCGGUGGGUGAUCACCGUGCCUGCCAUCUGGAAACAGCCUGCCAAGCAGUUCAUGCGAGAGGCUGCUUAUCUGGCUGGGCUGGUUCCUUCAGAGAACCCGGAGCAGUUGCUGAUCGCCCUGGAGCCAGAAGCCGCUUCUAUCUACUGCCGGAAACUUCGCCUCAACCAGCUCAUAGACCUCAGCUACAAGCCCCAGGCCAACGGCCUCCUGACAGACCUCCCCAUCGACUCCAGCUUCAGGCAAGCCCGAGAACAGCUCCGCCGUUCCAGACACAGCAGAACCUUCCUGGUGGAGUCCGGGGUGGGCGAGCUCUGGUCCGAAAUGCAGACAGGAGACCGCUACAUCGUGGCUGACUGUGGAGGAGGGACAGUAGAUUUGACCGUUCACCAGAUCGAACAGCCCCAAGGGACCCUCAAGGAACUCUACAAAGCAUCAGGAGGUCCUUACGGGGCGGUGGGUGUGGACCUGGCCUUCGAGAAACUGCUCUGCCAGAUCUUCGGUGAGGACUUCAUUGCCACGUUCAAGGCCAAGCGCCCCGCGGCUUGGGUCGACCUGACCAUUGCUUUCGAGGCCCGCAAGCGGACGGCUGCCCCCCACCGCGCCAACCCCCUCAACAUCUCGCUGCCCUUCUCCUUCAUCGACUUCUACCGCAAGCAUCGGGGGCAGAACGUGGAGACGGCGCUGAAGCGCAGCAGCGUGAACUUGGUGAAGUGGUCCUCCCAGGGGAUGCUACGCAUGUCGUCUGAGGCCAUGAACGAACUCUUCCAGCCAACCAUCAGUCAGAUUAUUAACCACAUUGACGAGCUCAUGAAGAAACCAGAGGUGAAAGGCAUCAAGUUCCUCUUCCUGGUAGGAGGGUUUGCCGAGUCAGCAAUGCUGCAGCAUGCCGUCCAAUCAGCUUUCAGCGGCAUUUGCCGUGUCAUCAUCCCUCAGGAUGUGGGGCUGACGAUCCUAAAAGGGGCCGUGCUGUUUGGCCUUGACCCCACCAUCGUCCGGGUGAGACGUUCCCCCCUGACCUACGGCGUGGGGGUGCUGAACAAGUUUGUGGAGGGGAAACACCCCAAGGAGAAGCUCUUGGUCAAAGAAGGCAAGAAUUGGUGCACCGACAUCUUUGAGAAGUUUGUCUCCGUGGACCAGUCCGUGGCCUUGGGCGAGGUGGUGCAGAGGAGCUACUGUCCAGCCCGGGUGGGGCAACGCAAGAUCAUCAUCAACAUCUACUGCUGUGCCACCGACGACGUGGUCUACAUCACUGACCCUGGGGUGAGGAAAUGUGGCGCCAUCAGCUUGGACCUGGAUGAGUUGGAUGAAUCCAAUUCUCCAAAGAAGAGCCGUCGAGAGAUCCGGGCAAGCAUGCAGUUUGGCGACACGGAGAUCAAAGUGACAGCCAUGGAUGUCCAGACGUCAAAGACCGUGAGGGCUUCUAUCGAUUUCCUUUCCAACUGAUGACCUAGAAGUUUGAGGCAUUUUGGGGGGGAAGAAGGGCACUGCAGCCCCAUUUCCUUUCACUGGGUGUGACCCAGGAGGGAGUCAUAGAAUCAUAGAAUAGUGGAAGGGGUCUACAAGGCCAU